AUGAAGGGAUGUACGCUCCAGAAUAACUUCAAUCAUACAGCACCAUUUUGCGGUGAAUGGAACAGCACGAUACUGAGUGGCUCACUGCCACCCAACAGUGGCGGCAGUAGCUGCGUUAUUAACCUCAUAAAGGACGAAGUUCACACUGUUAACGGUAACACACCGCGUGGCAUCACCAUCACCAGUGACACCACAAAAGAUGGCGUUUUUUGUACGAUGGAUGCCAACGGCUGUCCAUUUGCAGUUGAUCGGGAAAUAGAGAGAGGUGUAAAUAGAAUGAAGGCAAUCACGAAACACGGAACAUGCCACAUGGCGUAUGCAACCAGCGGCGGUCGGACGUGUGACGACUCAUACGACCGCAGCACACGGAAUUAUCACGAUGAGGAAGAUGAGGAAUGGUACGAAGAGGAUGAAGAGGAAGGGGAGGACUCACCUCGCAUUCACAUCAUCGAUGAGCACCGUGACGGGCGGCUGUUGGGUAAUAUAUUAUGUGGCAUGUCUAGAGCGGGGGAGCGGAUAUCACAAGGGUUAGAUAUGUUAUCGCCACUAGAAAAACGAAAAUCCGGUAGGUGCGCGGCUAUAGAAUCCGUAGACUAUAAUAAUACGCGGAGACGCGGCGGUGGUGGUGCAGAAACCCAGAAGGGGUUGUUUCAGAACUAUUACAAUACGGGAAGGGGAAGGUGGGCAAGUAGAAACCAUUGCCGCACCAACGGUUGGGAUGAGUCCGUUUCCGUGGAGUCUUGUUUCUCCCACACAUAUAACCAGCAGUGGAGGGGCCGCGAGCCGGACUACGCCAUGAUGGAAGCCCAUGCGGCUCUGGACGGUCGUUCGUUUUGUGAGGGCACUUAUCUAUCAAGUACAAAGCUAUCGGAAAGAAAAAAAAGAGUUGCCUUAUCAGGGUCCCGUGUUUGCCGGGAUGCUGGAAAGGUAAUUGUGCAAGACAACUGCCCAUAUGACCACAAAAAACGGCACAAGGGAAGACGCCAGUGUCAGUCGCCUUUCGGUGAAGAGAAAAUAAGGGCGAAUGAUCCCUUUGAUUCACCUAAAAAUGCGAUCACCCACAUAAAGAAGGCAGGAAGUGCUGGUAGUGAUGACAACGACAGCUGCAACCCGCAUAGCAAAAGCCCGGGUUUAACUGGAAGUGGAAGCAGGUGCAGCCAAAAGGAAACAGCGGGAAGGAGCGCAGAGCAGAGGAAUGGAAGUGGUAAGGCGGCCUCACCCAAAACAAGUCCACAUAAAGACGAACUGAAGGAGAAGGAAAGUACUGUCGUCAAGAAGGAAAAAGUCUCGUGUGGUUGUUUCGGUGGAUCGCGUGAAAAGCGUUAG
Trypanosoma brucei brucei TREU927 is the source of this 1326-nucleotide messenger RNA. RefSeq lists its product as hypothetical. Lineage: Eukaryota; Euglenozoa; Kinetoplastea; Trypanosomatida; Trypanosomatidae. The transcript has a single exon. The record is from RefSeq and is a predicted model, not a curated record. The coding region runs from base 1 to 1326 and encodes 441 amino acids.